AUGUUCUCAAAUUCUGUGAUACUCGGCCGACGUCUUCUGAAAGUGACACCUCAACUGAAUGCAGUUCGAACGAAGUAUUUGACGGCUGAUGGGAAGCCGAGAGAUCAACUAACAAUGAGAAAUGUCGAUAUUAUUGUGGAUCCGAAUGAGAAUUUGAUUGAUGAGUUCAUGAAUGGAUACGGGAAAGAGCGUCUUAACUUCGAGAGAAGCGACAUCGACAUGUGGAAGAAAUGCUUCAAAGACGACUAUUCACUGGUGUUCGUAUCUCCAAAAGGAAGCAAUAAAAUUAUUCAAACAGUUCAUCAUAUCAAUUAUCAUCCGAUUCCUUCUAACAAUGACACAGCACAUCAAUACGACGGAUUCAUGUGGAUUCACCCUGAUUAUCGUGGACCUGACAGUAUGAGAAUGUUGGAGUACGUAGUGAAAGAGAGGCUGCGUUGUGUGACAGAUAGUUUGGUGGUUCAAGCAUUUCCACAGUCGAUGAACUUCUGGAAACAAAUGUCUGGACAUAAGAAAUACGGACAUAUUCAAUAUGUUUCGUAUUACAAAAUGGAUGAGAUGAAAGUUCCGGAAAAUUUGGAUACAGAUGGAAUAUUGAUAAAGAAUGCGAUGGAUGUUCCAGAUGAGGACAUUGUCAAGUAUGAUCAGGAGGUGUUCCCAUACGAGAGAUCAAAAUAUGUUCUGACACUUCUCAGAAAGAAAAAUGGGUUUGGAAAGGUAGCGUACGACGAGAAUGGAAAAGUGAUAGGAUUCGGGACAGUGAUAAUCUAUCCAUCUGGUGAAUGUGUUCUCUCUCCAUUGUAUGCAGAUGAUAAACGUAUUGCUCAGGCAAUAUUCAAGGGUAUUCUGGAACAGAUUCCCCUCAACGAUAAGAGACUUCUCCGGUUCCAUGUCAGAUCAGUUGAUAAGUGUCAAGGCGGAUUCGAAUGGAUCCAACCAUUCGUGAAGUAUCCGAUCCGAAAAGAUCUCGCUGCAUACUUGUGCUACACUACUCAUCUUCCAGUCAUCAACUACAAGAAGGCAUUUGUCAAUUUUCCGUAUACAAAUUGUGCUAUUUGA
Molecule: messenger RNA, 1059 nt
Organism: Caenorhabditis remanei
Lineage: Eukaryota; Metazoa; Nematoda; Chromadorea; Rhabditida; Rhabditidae
Exons: 4
Coding region: 1-1059 (352 amino acids)
Source: RefSeq, a predicted model, not a curated record